Messenger RNA from Trematomus bernacchii (emerald rockcod), 1287 nucleotides. It is a transcript of the gene aqp10b, whose product is annotated as aquaporin 10b. The coding region runs from base 131 to 1213 and encodes 360 amino acids. Gene Ontology annotation, molecular function: glycerol channel activity; water channel activity; urea transmembrane transporter activity. Lineage: Eukaryota; Metazoa; Chordata; Actinopteri; Perciformes; Nototheniidae. The transcript is spliced from 6 exons. Gene Ontology annotation, biological process: water transport; glycerol transmembrane transport. The record is from RefSeq and is a predicted model, not a curated record. Gene Ontology annotation, cellular component: plasma membrane; basolateral plasma membrane.
CAAGAGGGACAAUCAGAAGUCAUUCCAAUCAGCUGUGAAACCCUCCAAGAAAGUCAGGCCUGUUAGCAGGAGUCCAGUUCUGUGCAGUGAAGUGUUCUUUAAGCAUAUCUUCAGUAGUUUAGGUUUGAAGAUGCCCUCCAAAAUGAACUACUCUCCUCUCCUGCGUGUACACUCACCGCCACCUCAGCCAUGUCAUAAAGUGUGUGACGUAGAAUACAGCUCCAGUAUGAAAGGGCAGACUGUGCUCAGCCAGGCAGACAGAGCAGUGCUGUGUGGGGCCCCUCCACCUGCAGCCACCGGCCCCGCUCUGAAAGAUCAGCUGUGGCCCGAGGAAAGCUCCGGGAUGGAGAGGCUGCUGAGGAAAUGUCACAUCAGAAACCAGCUGGUCAGGGAGUGCAUGGCCGAAUGCCUCGGGGUCUACGUCCUCAUUCUAUUUGGAUGUGGCUCCGUUGCCCAGGUGACCACAACUGAAGAUAAGAAGGGACAGUACCUGUCAAUCAAUCUGGGUUUUGCUCUGGGAGUAACAUUUGGGGUCUUUGUGUCUCGUGGAGUCUCAGGCGCCCACCUGAACCCUGCUGUCUCUCUGAGCCUGUGUGUUCUGGGCAGACACCCCUGGCUGAAGCUGCCCUUCUACGUCUUCUUCCAGAUGCUCGGAGCCUUUCUGGCUGCUGCCACCGUCGGCCUGCAGUACUACGAUGCCAUCCAGACGUACAGCGGAGGAGUGCUGACAGUGACAGGUCCCACUGCCACGGCAGGGAUAUUCGCCACCUACCCAGCUGACUACCUCAGUGUGUGGGGGGGAGUGGUGGACCAGGUGAUCGGCACGGCUGCUCUGCUGCUGUGUGUCCUGGCUCUGGGCGACCGGAGGAACAGCCCCCUCCCUGACGGAGCUCAGCCUGUGCUGGUGGGGGCAGCCGUGUUAGUGAUUGGCAUCUCCAUGGGCUCCAACAGCGGCUAUGCCCUCAACCCGGCCAGGGAUUUCGGGCCUCGACUUUUCACAUACAUCGCCGGUUGGGGGGUGGAUGUUUUUAAGGCCGGAGGCGGGUGGUGGUGGGUGCCCAUAGUGGCUCCCUGUGUCGGGGCACUGCUGGGAACACUGAUCUACGAGCUGAUGAUUGAAGUCCACCACCCCCCCACUGCGGCUGAGCUCCAGACCUCGUGUCUGGAGGUCACUGAGGGCAAGAUGGGGCCGGAGUGUGUAAAACCUGCUUAGCCAUGAUAAAGAGGAGAAAAACUGUCAUGUGUGCAGUAAAUGCUAUUUAUAUUGUCUUUGUAAAUGUCUAACUG